This is a messenger RNA of Procambarus clarkii (red swamp crayfish), 3931 nucleotides long. The record is from RefSeq and is a predicted model, not a curated record. NCBI's taxonomy places the organism in Eukaryota, Metazoa, Arthropoda, Malacostraca, Decapoda, Cambaridae.
UCACAGUGAGGGGAGCUGGAGAGAGGGCAGGUUCACGUUGUGUAAGUGGCAUUAGUGAUACGGUUGUGAGGUUCAGAACCUAUAGCCAGUGGUUGGUGUGAGAGGUGGGGGGCAACCACAAGGCUGUCUGCCUGUCGUGGUCGUAUUGGAAUAGUAGUUUAUGGUUCACGAACCUGUUAUAAGCCCCAUCACCAGCAGUGAACCCCAUCAUCUGACCACGGCCUGGGAGCCCCCACACCCCCAAUAACUGUCGCUGACCUGUGGUUGACCUGUGGUUGACCUGUGGUUGACCUGGCAGCAUGCAGCCCUCAGACAGUGAGGACGAGGUCGACUCCCCCGACGGGCCGGGGUCAUCACACAUUCCUCCCACCAUAUAUGUCAUCAAGUUCCACUCCGGGGCGGCGAGGGAGGCGGUGGAGUGGUUGAUAGAGAAGAUUGAGGCCAAGUACAAAUAUGGCGGAGCAGAGUUGUUAGUGAGAUGCGAACCCCAGAAGCAGGGCCAGGGUGUGACCGUCCACGUGGCCGCCACCAAGAUCAAGCUGUUGGAGAUAGCAGAAGCCACGGAGAUCCAGAAGAGAGCAGCAUCCGGGCUCAUCCAGGAGUUCACGGUGCGAGAACUGGACCAGUUCCUGUACCCGGGUCAGACGCUGGACACCGUGCUGACCCCGGCGGAGAGGGAGUACUGCGUCAGACACGAGCUGGACGCCAUCAGGGCCAAGCAGGAGGAGGGCCACGUCCCCGGGUACCCUGAGAUCAAGCUCUUUCCUGGACAGUCGCUCGUGGGAGUGUACCUGGCGGAGGAGCUCAUCGUGGACAUGUUUCCCCUUCACGAUCGCCAGGCGCUGGAGACCCUCGCUGGCCACUGGUAUAGAGCCAUAUUCCAGACCGCCCCUUUUGGCAUCUUCGUGCCAGAUAUAACACUUCCGUCCGUCAGUCAGAGUACAACCUCUAAGGAGAAAGAUGACAGUCCACAUACGCCGGCCAGAACCCGUCUUCCUUUCACAGAGGAGAUCCGGGCGUACUUCGGGGAGGCCGUGGCCAUGUACUUUAGUUUCCUGGGGUUCUACACGGUGGCGCUGGUGGUGCCGGCCGUGCUGGGCCUGGCGCAGACCAUCCUCUCCGUCGACACCCUGACGGAGUACGCCCUCUUCGCUGCCUUCAACCUCGUCUGGGUCACCAUCCUCCUGGAGCUAUGGAAGCGGCGGUGCUCUGAGCUGGCGUACAGCUGGGGUACGCUGGACAGGCAAUACCUGCUGGAGGCUCCCAGGUCAAACUUCAGGGGAACCAUGAAGCAAAACCCCAUUACGGGACGAUUCGAACCCACCUACCCCCUCUGGAAGACCAGGUUUAAGUUGUACCUGAUCUCAGCGCCGCUGGUGGGGCUGUGCCUGGUGGGGGCGCUGUGGGUGAUGGUCGGAGCCUUUUGGGCCGAGGAGCAGCUGGUGGACUGGAAGCGUCGCUACGGCGCCGUGGCCGGGGUCUUCAUGCACGUGCCCUCGGCUCUCUACGCCUGUCUGGUCUGGCUCAUGAACCUCUACUACAAGAGGCUGGCCACCAGUCUUACCGAGUGGGAGAACCAUCGGACGCAGCAAGAGUAUGACUGGAACAGAGUGAGCAAGCUCGUGGUGUUCGAGUUCGUCAACAACUUCUCCUCUCUCUUCUACAUCGCGUUCUACAUCCAAGACAUGGACAUGUUGUGCUCGCAAGUGGCGACCAUGUUGAUUGUCACCCAGAUGAUCAACCACUUCCAGGAGGCUCUGCUGCCGUAUGUGGUCAAGCAGGCCUACAACCAGCUGGCGGAGAAGGUGGUGGCGACGCUCAGGAAACACCCCCUGACGGAGAGGUUCUUCGUGGAGGUGGUGCGUCCUGUCCACGCCGCCCCGCUGGAGGAGGAGCCCGUCCCGGUGCUGGCCCUCGACCCCAAGGACCCGAGGAUCACUCAAGCCAAGGAGGAGGCUGAUCUGGACCCUUACGAGGACGCGUACGACGACUACCUGGAGAUGUUCUUGCAGUUCGGCUACGUCUUCCUCUUCUCUUCGGUGUACCCAAUGGCGGCCUUCUGGGCGGUGCUUAACAAUAUUCUCGAACUGAAGACAGACGCCUUCAAGCUGUGUCGGGUCCUCCAGCGGCCCAGGGUCAAGAAGGUCGGCUCCAUCGGCGUCUGGCAGGGGGCCUUCGAGCUGUUGGGAUGUGUGGCGGUCGUCACUAACUGCGCCCUGCUGUGUCUCUCUCCUCGAGUACGACCUCUGGCGCCAACCACUUCUCCCGUCGAGUGGGUGCUGCUCUUCGUCCUCCUCGAGCACGUCACCCUCGGGGCCAAGGCGGCGCUCAUGUGGCUGGUGCCUAACCAACCGUUGUGGGUCCGCCAAGCUCUCGAGAAAAUUAACUACCAGUCCAAGCUUGCUCUAAAGAAUGAGCGCUGCAAGAAGACCAGACGCCACUUGUCUCGUCGCUUCAGAAGCGUCCACGGAGUGCCUCGUUCCGGGUCCCGCUCCAGGGGCACCACCCCUGUGGCUCAGAACGGUGGUGUCAGGCAUCGAACCCCGCCCAGAGACUACCGGGACUACUAGCCACGGGCGGAGAGCGCGGGAGGUGACUACUGCUGCUACAAGUUCUACUGCUAGGCUACUAAACUGGCAUCAGCCAAUCACCGCCCACCCCUCGUCUUACACACACUCUCUCUCUCUUUGUCCCUCGAGUUGCCAAAACGCAACUGCUCAGUCCCUUCUGCCGCUAGCUAGGCUAUUCUCCUGCAGCACCUGUAGCAUUGCAAUCACCACUGCCAUCACGGACACCACCACUACCACCACUACCACCAUCGCGGCUAUCAACCGAGGGGGAAUACUCACUAUUCUGAAGUUGUGGAAAGUCAGAAACGUCCUCCCUGACUUCGAAUUCCACCGCGGGUUCUUUACGAGGUUCCUAUUGCUACACCUCUCACGGAAUUCCUGGAAUGGUACGCUAGGAAUUCGUAGUAAACAACUGCAGCUACAAUGUUUCAUACCCCUCGUUGGAACUACUCGAAGUGUAGACUAAACUACUGCAAUCACCACUGCAACUGAUGGCGGGUAGUGAGGAGAACCUGCUGUGGGUCAGACAGUACCUGCUCAACUAGCAUCAACUGAAGCAACAACUCUUAACCCUUAGGCUGCUGAUCACUUCUAUGAGCGUAUACUGGAGAUAAUUUCGUGAGGACUGAAGUUAAGCCGUCAUUCAAUUGUAGAAAAAAACACUGGAUGACCCCUGGUGUUAACCACCACUGGAUGACCUCUUUGUGUUAACCACCACUGGAUGACCUCUUUGUGUUAAUCACCACUGGAUGACCCCAUCGUCUUAACCACCAGACUAUAAUUAGACUCCUAUCCCAACCACCUAAGACCCCCCACUACCCCUCCUGACUCCAACUCCUCUUAAGUAACAAUUACUAACAAGUGCAACUAUGGUAAUUAUAAUCGAAUAUUCCCAACACGAUGUUCAUUAUUGUUCAUGGUGUGAAUUGUACACAAACUUGUCAACCUCGCCUUACUGGUUGUGCAACGUUACAGGAGUCCACGGUCAAAAACCCGUUUUCUACUUAGAAAGAUGUCAAGUUAUGUUGAGAUCUAAGCGUCCAUCGCUACGGGCGCCUGAGAUGUGCUUGAAAAGGAUUGAAAUUCUUGUUGUAGGUCGAGCGUGACUCGACCCUUCGAGGGAGGGGGGGGGGCCUACAGUCAUGGAGGAUUCACAGACGACACUUUCAGUCUGAACAAAGACAUUGAGUGCAGGACUGGCUAGGUCCGUAUAAGUUGAUUUCCGAUUGUCGAUUGUUGAGGCCCGUCAUGGGACAUACGUCAGAGGGUAUAAAAGUAUUAGAGAAUAUCUCUCUGUCUCUCUCUCUCUCUCUCUCUCUCUCUCUCUCUCUCUCUCUCUCUCUCUCUCUCUCUCUCUCUCU